Messenger RNA from Rhagoletis zephyria (snowberry fruit fly), 773 nucleotides. RefSeq names its product protein late bloomer-like. Lineage: Eukaryota; Metazoa; Arthropoda; Insecta; Diptera; Tephritidae. Gene Ontology annotation, cellular component: plasma membrane. The record is from RefSeq and is a predicted model, not a curated record.
UCCAUAGCAAUGACACUAAUCAAAUUCCUCUUUGUUUUUCUUUCAGCUGCUUGCUUUGGUGCUCAUAGCCUUCGGCAUUUUUGUGCUAUGUUCCUACGAUGUAAGUGAAGUCGGUGCGAUGGCUGCCUAUGCCUACAUAGGAUUAGGCGUAGCCACAGUUGUAAUAUUCCUAUUGGGGCUAUUGGGUGCAGUACGCGAAAGCGUAUGUUGUACAGUGACGUUUAUUACACUGCUCUGGAUUGUGAUAAUCGCACAAAUAGCUGUCACUUUUCUUUUAAUAAAAGGCGAAAGCACAGUAGCUUCGCAUCUCUCGAAUGCUGUGGACAAGGCGUGGGAGGAAGAGCUGACAAGCCCUGGUGCAAUGUCGCAAUAUGAGAAUUGGUUUGAAUGCUGCGGACGCGCCAGUCCCCACGAUUACAUUGUCAACGAUCGCUUGCCGCCCAGCACCUGCUUCAAGCAGAACGACGCAACGAAGAGUGAGAAUCUUAUUGCCACCGGUUGUCGCAUACAGUUUGAGAACUACUGGCUGAGCUUGUUGCGUGUCUUCAAUAUAAUCGCCUGUGUAAUGAUUGCUUUAGAGUUAAUUGGUAGCGUGGUCUCAUGCUGUCUAUGCAACAGUAUACGCAAUGAUCAUAGGCGUUCUUUUUAUUGAAAGGAUUCGCGAGAGGAGACAAAUUGCUCACUAAACUAACAGCAGCUUUUUAUAUGUUUUAUAAAAACAUUUGUAUUUUUUUUUAGUUUUAAUAAAAAAUAGUUGUAUGUGAUUUUCAUAA